Molecule: messenger RNA, 822 nt
Organism: Gryllus bimaculatus (two-spotted cricket)
Lineage: Eukaryota; Metazoa; Arthropoda; Insecta; Orthoptera; Gryllidae
Source: the annotation of a GenBank genome assembly
AUGGCAGGCUCGCCCGCCGUGCUCGCGGAGAAGCGUCGUAUACAACCCAAAUUCCCCAACCAGUCGGCGGAUGCUCUCCUUGCUAACGGAAAGGGCGACAGCUCAACGGACGUACUCCUCGCCGCGGAAACACAAAAGAGGGAUGUUAGGGGGUGCCAUUCAAUUUAUAGAAGUGAAUUGAAUGAGGAAUUCAACGACACAUUAUAUUUCCAAGUUAAAUAUAUGGAACUAAAUGUCCGAGACAAGAAAAGUGAUCCCAUCAAAGUAUUCGACAUAAAAAGUACUAAGAAGAAAAAUGGAUCUAAUUUCAAGAUACUUGCUCAUUUGGAGAGUGAAGAGCCCACAAAUAUUGCCAAUUGUUCAAAAUUUGUUGAACGUUACCAGUUUACCAAAAAUUAUGAUCAUGCAAUGCUGUGUUUAUACAAUCUUUUUUCCUUGAAUCCAGCGCUGCUCCCAUUUUUCACGCGAAAUCUCUGCUCAGACAUUUUCUUAAAACAUUGUUUGAAAAUAAGUAUCUGUGAAAGAACUUUGCAAAUUGCAAAAUCUGCAAUGUGGGUUAUAAAUCAACCACUAAGUUAUUAUUUUAGAAGCAUUGUAUAUAAGAUGUAUUAUAAUAAACUUGUUAAAGAUAACAAGGGAGCUACUUCAUACAUUCUAUUUGUGAAGCUGUUCCACAACAAUAUGCAAUAUCUUAAUUGUUCCACAGGAAACAUGAUUGUUUUAUUUAAUAAAAAACAACUGAAGAAACUAAUUCCAAAGGAUAUUUUUCAUCCUCCUUUAAUAUUUAAUUUUAUCUUCAAAAUUUUCAUUAUUAAACAAUAA